Priapulus caudatus is the source of this 1255-nucleotide messenger RNA. RefSeq names its product DNA-(apurinic or apyrimidinic site) lyase-like. Gene Ontology annotation, cellular component: nucleus. The transcript has 10 exons. Gene Ontology annotation, biological process: base-excision repair. The coding region runs from base 111 to 1061 and encodes 316 amino acids. Gene Ontology annotation, molecular function: phosphoric diester hydrolase activity; endonuclease activity; DNA binding. NCBI's taxonomy places the organism in Eukaryota, Metazoa, Priapulida, Priapulimorpha, Priapulimorphida, Priapulidae. The record is from RefSeq and is a predicted model, not a curated record.
UCUUCUGUCGCUUGUUCUACCGUCUUACACAGCGGCAGAGUCUCUACGGAGACCGUAGGACGCCUCGCACCUCCAUCUACAGGGGGCACCGACCAUCGUCUGUGUCUGUCAUGGAGGAGCCGAAGAAGAGAGGGAGAGCCGGGAAGGUCAAGGUCGCGGACGAGGAACCCACGACGAAGAAAGCAAAGAAACCCGACGAGAACGCAGCCGCUAACGGCGCCAAGACUGCUCCAGCAGGGGGCGCCACCGACGACUUCUCAUCGGAGGCGACGUGCGAGGACGGGCGACGCUGGAACUUCAAGGUCGCCUCGUGGAACGUCAAUGGUCUGCGUGCGUGGAUCGAGAAAGGAGGGCUUGACUACCUACGUAAGGAGAAUCCCGAUGUCUUCUUCCUCCAGGAGACAAAAUGUAGCAAGGACAAGCUCCCGGCGGGCGGCGAACGAUGUGGAAGGUUACACGGCGCACUGGCUGGAGGGAGACAAGGCCGGCUACUCAGGUGUAGGGAUGUACACGAAGACUGCACUCUCUCCAUCAAACACGGCAUAGGAAUGUCGGAGCAUGAUAAGGAGGGGAGAGCGAUCACCGCAGAAUACGAUAAAUUCUUCGUCGUCGGCGUCUACGUUCCCAACUCACAGAAGAAGCUGGCUCGUCUCGACUACAGACAGAAGUGGGACAAGGACUUCAGAGAUUACCUCAAGAAGCUGGAAAACAGCAAACCGGUGAUCCUGUGUGGUGACCUCAACGUCUGCCACGAGGAGAUAGACCUGGCGCGUCCUGCGAAUAAUCACCGUAACGCUGGGUUCUCGGACGAGGAGCGCGAGGGGUUCACACAGCUGCUAAACGCCGGCUUCAUCGACACUUACCGCAGCCUGCACCCCGCGCAGGCCGGCGCCUACACGUUCUGGACCUACAUGAUGAACGCACGCAGCAAGGACAUCGGAUGGAGGCUAGAUUACUUCGUCAUCUCGGAGUCUCUUCUUCCGGAUCUCUGUGAUAGCGUCAUCAGGAAACACACAAUGGGAAGCGACCAUUGUCCCAUAGCACUGCUGCUGGCUGUGUGAACACAGCAUCACAAUACGAUGGGGAGCGACCAUUGUCCCAUAGCACUGCUGCUGGCUGUGUGAACACAGCAUCACGAUACGAUGGGGAGCGACCAUUGUCCCAUAGCACUGCUGCUGGCUGUGUGAACACAGCAUCACGAUACGAUGGGGAGCGACCAUUGUCUCAUAGCACUGCUGCUGGCUGUGUGAACACA